Molecule: messenger RNA, 3231 nt
Organism: Salpingoeca rosetta
Lineage: Eukaryota; Choanoflagellata; Craspedida; Salpingoecidae
Product: serine/threonine protein kinase
Exons: 20
Coding region: 1-3231 (1076 amino acids)
Biological process (GO): protein phosphorylation; nucleocytoplasmic transport; activation of GTPase activity
Cellular component (GO): nucleus; perinuclear region of cytoplasm; cytosol
Molecular function (GO): GTPase activator activity; small GTPase binding; protein kinase activity
Source: RefSeq, a predicted model, not a curated record
AUGGACGAGAUGGAGGCGUGGAUGGCAGAGGCGGGGUUGACAGACAGUGUGAAGAACAAGAUUCGAGCUGUUGCCAACGGCAUGUCGACCACUAAUGUCAAUUUCAAUAAAGCAGGGCUCGGAGACAAAGGUGCCAAGGCGCUGGCAAUUGCACUGAACAUCAGACCCAACAAGGACAUCCAAGCAUUCUUGGACAACAACUCGAUUGGGAAGGAAGGCUGUGUUGCGUUGGCUGGUGCACUGCGUGGGCACACGGGACUGCAGCGGCUUGUCUUGAACAACAACUCGAUUGAGAAGGAAGGCUGUGUUGCGUUGGCUGGUGCACUGCGCGGACACACGGGACUGCAGUGGCUUGGCUUGACCAACAACUCGAUUGAGAAGGAAGGCUGUGUUGCGCUGGCUGGUGCACUGCGCGGACACACUGGACUUCAAGAGCUGUACUUGAACAACAACUCGAUUGAGAAGGAAGGCUGUGUUGCGCUGGCUGGUGCACUGCGCGGACACACUGGACUUCAAGAGCUGUACUUGAGCAACAACUCGAUUGAGAAGGAAGGCUGUGUUGCGCUGGCUGGUGCACUGCGCGGACACACUGGACUUCAAGAGCUGUUCUUGAGCAACAACUCGAUUGAGAAGGAAGGCUGUGUUGCGCUGGCUGGUGCACUGCGCGGACACACUGGACUUCAAGAGCUGUUCUUGAACAACAACUCGAUUGAGAAGGAAGGCUGUGUUGCGCUGGCUGGUGCACUGCGCGGACACACUGGACUUCAAGAGCUGUACUUGGACGACAACUCGAUUGAGAAGGAAGGCUGUGUUGCGCUGGCUGGUGCACUGCGCGGGCACACAGGACUGUAUAUCCUUGGCUUGAGCAACAACUCGAUUGAGAAGGAAGGCUGUGUUGCGCUGGCUGGUGCACUGCGCGAGCAUACAAGGCUGCAAACUCUUUGGCUCCAAGGAAUCGGCGAUGCAGCUGCCCGCGCGUUUGGCGCGAAAUGGCCACCUGAAGGCAGCGCCAGGCUGUUCCUAACUACUUCUGAACGCGCUGCGUUUGACGAAGGCCAGUGGCUGCAAGCACAAGUGCAGGCACCCAGUGGAAACGACAUCGACCUCGCCCGCCUACGUGAAGAAAUCGAGCGCCUUCAACGCGACGUACAGGAGAAGGAUCAACAGCUGCAACGAUCAGACGAAGAAAACAAGCGCCUUCGACGCGUGGUGCAGAAGAAGAAGCAGCUGCUGCAGCACAAAGGUGACGAAGUCCAGCGCCUUCAACGCGACGUGCAGGAGAAAGAUCAGCAGCUUCAACGAAACGAGAAACGGCUGCGUCAACUGGAAGACCAAGCAGAGUCCUUCUUCAACCUCAACCUGGACCCAGCCCGCUUCACGACGAAGAACCGCGUCAGAGACAACAAGGGCAAGCCCGUCAAGGGUGCGUUCGGCAAGCUGUACCGCAGCACGCUUGCUGGGCACGACGUGGCGCUGAAGGAAGUGGACGAUGUUGAAGCGCGACCACGAUUACAGCACCUGCUGACUGAGAUGUACAGCACGACAGCAAGUGAUGUUGACAGCAAGCGUGUGUUGCGAGAAGUGGCCGUCCUUGCGUCGCUCCGCCAUCCGAACAUCGUGCCGUUCCUCGGUCUCUGUUACGACAACGACCGCAACACGCUCUCCUUCGUGCUGAGCUGGGCGGAGAACGGGUCCCUGUACGACUACACACACGUGCACAAGAAAAACCUGAGUGAUGUUGACAAGCUGCGCAUCUUGAGCGAGGUGGCGGCUGCCAUGGAGUUCCUGCAUGCACACAACGUCGUUCAUCGCGACCUCAAGUCGCCCAACGUGCUGCUGGACGCAUCCCUCUCUGCCAAGGUGACGGAUUUUGGCCUGAGCGCGUUCGUCUCAGAGGACGCAUCUACGAUGACACAUGUUCGCGGCACGCGGUUCUGGGAAUCGCCCGAGCAGCUUUUUGGACACGACCCUCGUGCAGACACGGACGUGUUCUCCUUUGGCUGCGUGGUGUGGGAGGUGUGGUUUGGCGUCGUUCCUUGGCACCACGGGCCGUACAGCGAGAAGGGUAUCGUGUUUGGCGACCUUGUCUUCAAGUACAGCAAACACGAGUACCUGCCGCUUGAUGAAGAGAUCAAUGGACGGCGAUUGACACCAGCGCUUCAGGCGCUGCUUCGCGGGAGUUUUGAUGCGAGCGGCAACCGGGUUGAUUUUUCUCAACUGCACGCCGCCCUCAAGUCGCGACACAAGAAAGCCAGUGAGCAGCAGGCGGACGAUUUGCGGGAGCAGCACUUGCUGCUGCACGGACCACCAGAUGCGGUGUGGAAGUUUCCACAGCAGCUGCUGGCUGCGGUUGAGGCAGCCCAGCUGUCGACGCGCCAAUCUGUCUACAUUGCACCACUUCAACUUGACGAGGACGCCGUUACUGAGCUUGUCCAUGCCGCUGGUGGCCGGACCGCCGAGCAGAAUCCGCGCGAACCGUUUGGCCGCACAUUGUGCCGCGUCGCCAUCACGUGGUGCGAUCAGAAGCUCGUCGCCUUCAACGGCGCCCUGCACCGCAACACCACCCGCUACCGCGGCCACCUCACCAGCGCCGGCCACCCGUUUGCGCCCAAGUACGACCACGACACCACGACGGGCCAAGCGACAGAUGCUGAGGAGCGGGCGGUGCUGGAGCGUGUCACCCGCGUUGGCGUGUACAGCAUGCUCGAUCCCUCCCUGCUGCCAAAGGACCCGCCACUGCGCAUCCAGCGCGUGUUCCACGGCGUUGGGUCAUUUGACGCCGUCCUUGGCAUCCUGGGUGGCGACUUUGCACAACUGCAGAAGACGGACAAAGGGUGGUACGGUGCUGGCUUCUACUUUACACCAGAUCUCGACUACGCGCGUGCGUACGCUCAACCAUGCAAUGUUAGCGCAGACCACGACAACGUCCCAGCUGAUCUGCGCUGCCUCAACCUUGAGCCAGGCAAGCCUUACCGGAUUGUGCUGGCGUGCGAUGUCAUGUACGGCAACCCAUAUCCCGUGCUGGAUCUGCAUUUGAAUGGGAAGCCGUUGGCGGGAGGCCACGACGCGCACGUGGCAGUGGUUGACUUCACCAGCGGCAAAGUCAAAGCUGCACAGCCGUUCGAAACGCAUUCGCAGUGGACCCAGGGCGAUAAUGUGCCAGCUGCGGAGAUUGUGGUGACAGACCCUUCGUGCGUUCUUGUGCGGGCCAUUCUUGUGUUUGAGGCCUGA